Molecule: messenger RNA, 1284 nt
Organism: Gloeophyllum trabeum ATCC 11539
Lineage: Eukaryota; Fungi; Basidiomycota; Agaricomycetes; Gloeophyllales; Gloeophyllaceae
Product: SET domain-containing protein
Exons: 3
Biological process (GO): peptidyl-lysine monomethylation
Cellular component (GO): nucleus
Molecular function (GO): protein-lysine N-methyltransferase activity
Source: RefSeq, a predicted model, not a curated record
CCAUCUGGAUUCUCUGUGCGUACGAGAGAACCGCUCCAGCCGGAUAUAACCGUUGUGUCUACGCCGUUCUCGCUGGCUAUCACUCUCGAAUUAGCUAGGAACGCUUUGCGUGAAGUCCUUGGAGAAGAUGUGAAUGCUCGUCUGUUGUCAAUGUCUGAGAGAGAGGUGAUCUGUCUUUACGUGUGCAUGCAUUGGGUGCUUGGGGAGACAAGUGGCACGCCUUCCCUUAGACAUUUCCCUUACUUGAACACUUUGCCUUCGCCGACGAAGCUGCGGACGCCACUUCACUUCACUGAUGACGAGCUGCAGGCCUUCAAGGGCACAAAUUUGUUCGGAGCCACCCUUGAUCGAAGGAGACAGUGGAUGCAGGAAUGGCAGCGGUGCAAGGAAGUAGUGAAGGGAGUCGACGAAAAAUGGGCGGAAGACUUCACAUGGGAAAGGUAUCUGACAGCAGCGACAUAUCUGUCUUCACGCGCCUUUCCUUCUUCCGUCCUCUCUCGCACACCCUCGCUCAAGCCAUCAUCAGCCUCCUACCCUGUUCUUCUACCCGGCAUAGAUGCCCUCAAUCAUAGUCGGGCGCAGCCUGUCUCAUGGCUAGUAACGUAUCCCGAUCCAUCUCAUCCGCAAGCUGAAAGCGAAAUUUCGACUUCCGAGCCAAUAAUAUCUCUAGUUCUCCACUCAUCUCACGGCACGGGCUCCGAGCUCUUCAACAACUACGGCCCGAAGCCAAAUUCAGAAUUAAUUCUAGGCUACGGAUUCUCUCUGCCGAACAACCCGGAUGAUACAAUAGUACUGCAGCUAGGCGGUAGUCCGAAGAAGUGGGAGGUUACGCGUGAUGCAAAGGGCAUUGACGGCGUGUGGGAGGAGGUUGUGGACGUGAUGAGGAAUUCGGCAGGAGAAGCUGGGUACGAGGACGACGGAGAGGACUGGCAGGACGAGGUGGAAGCUGCGGGUAUUCUGCAAGAGAUGACCCAGGUGCUCAUGGAUCGGUUGCCACCGUUUCCUCCAGUGGUUCCGGUGCGGGAGGAAGUGAAGGUAAUGUUAGACCAUUAUCUUGAAGGUCAGUCGUGUCCACACCUGGAUGAUCGAGUCCUCUGGAGGGCUGGAAUUUGCGUCCUCGUAGGUCAGAGAGCGAUUUUGGAGAGUAUCAUGAACUUUGCAAUCCAGAAAGAAGAUAUCGCUUUAGCGCAAGCUGGCCAGACACGGCUAGAUAUCGUCGAGGAAGAGGAAGAGGAAGAGGAAGAGGAAGAGGAAGAGGAAGAAGAGAGCGAAGCGCGAGUAUGA